Messenger RNA from Diachasmimorpha longicaudata, 1214 nucleotides. Its product is annotated as terpene synthase-like. The transcript has 8 exons. The coding region runs from base 291 to 1214 and encodes 307 amino acids. Gene Ontology annotation, molecular function: prenyltransferase activity. Lineage: Eukaryota; Metazoa; Arthropoda; Insecta; Hymenoptera; Braconidae. Gene Ontology annotation, biological process: isoprenoid biosynthetic process. The record is from RefSeq and is a predicted model, not a curated record.
AUCGAACCAAAUUUACUAUUUCAAAUUUUGUGUUAUAUAUUAUAUCCAGAGGGAUAGACCGGUCCAGGUUGCUACGAUGCGAUAUUUUUUUCGUGUAGCAUUGGCGUCCGAAUCAAAGACGAGAAAUGCGAAGAAAAACACUAGUAACGGGUCAUUUAGAAUCAAUCAUAUGGCAACCCAUUACCAUUUGCUGUUGACGGUGCAUUAAAAGACUGAUCUCUCGACACCAAUUGGCAGAUGACAGUAGAAAUUUCGUUCGGUGUGUUCACAUUUGUCACGUAAAAAGCACAAUGACAUCAAAAAAAAAUUGUAUUCUGCAUUUAUUGCACGGUAACAAGGAUCACGACGAGGUCCUUCUCCAACCAGUAACAUACUUACACAAAGCAGCGGGUGGGCACCCACGUGAAAAACUGACGCUUGCUAUGAACUAUUGGUUGAACGUUCCAAUGGAAAAGCUCGAGGCGAUUAGUGAUAUAAUGAAGAUAAUGCACUAUUCCAGUCUACUAGUAGAUGAUAUUCAAGACAACGCGACCUUACGUGGAGGAAUCGCAACUGCUCACACGAUCUUUGGUGUUGGUAAUACAAUUAACGCGUCUUUUUAUGCUUUAUUCAUGGCAAUCGAAAGAGUACUAGCUCUUAAUAAACCCGAGGCAAUUCAUGUGUUUGUAGAGGAAUUAUUACAACUGGCCAGAGGACAAGGAAUCGAGAUAUACUGGCGUGACAACUGCAUCUGUCCGUCUGAGGAUGAGUACAGACAUAUGGCUGUACAAAAACUCGGAGCUUUGUUCAAACUGGAUGCUAGACUCAAACAAAUGUUUUCAAAUUGCAAGCAAGACUUUUCCACGCUCACUGAACUUCUCGGACUUUAUUUUCAGAUCAGAGAUGACUACGGUAGUCUGUGCAUGCAAGAGUUUCAAGACCAGAAGGGCUUCGCCGAAGAUUUAACAGAAGGUAAAUUUAGUUUUCCUAUAAUCUACGCCAUCCAGAGUGGACCGGAGGGCAAAGAAAUUAUGAAUAUACUGUCUCAAAGGACGCGAAACCGAGAAACGAAGCAACGCGGCCUGUCACUCCUUCAAAAAUGUGGCGCAUUCACGUACACGAGAGGGGUCCUCGAGGACGUCAACAAAAAAAUUCGCGACGAGGUGGAGAGAUUGGGUGGAAAUCCGCUGUUAAUUGAACUGCUUGACGAAUCACUCGAUUGGCGAGAAUCUUAG